AUUCGCCUGCAGAGAGAGAGAAAAAGAGAGUGAGAGAGAGAGUGAGAGAGGGACACGAGAAACACGCGCUGCUCUAACGCGUCCGUGAGUGGCGAAAAAAAUACCCACUAUUAAUUUAUAAAAUAAAUCCACGCCGCAAAGUCGACAGGCUUUUCUUCUCGGUUCUGAAGAAUUAAAUAAAGAAAUCAAGCUGGCUUACGCCGUGUCGAACCCGACCAGUUUGACAGCUGCUCUUCACCCCCUUUGGAGGACUGUCAACAGCAAAAGGAUGGCAUCAGAACUGGCAAUGAGCAACUCCGACCUGCCCACCAGUCCCCUGGCCAUGGAAUAUGUUAAUGACUUCGAUCUGAUGAAGUUUGAAGUGAAAAAGGAGCCGGUGGAGCCCGAACGCAGCAUCAGCCAGUGCAGCCGCCCUGCCGCCGGCGGAUCCGUCUCGUCCAGCCCGAUGAGCACGCCUUGCAGCUCGGUUCCUCCUUCGCCCAGCUUCUCGGCGCCCAGCCCGGGCUCGGGAAGCGAGCAGAAGGCGCACCUGGAGGACUUCUACUGGAUGAGCGGCUACCAGCAGCAGUUGAACCCGGAGGCGCUGGGCUUCAGCCCAGAGGACGCCGUGGAGGCGCUGAUCAGCAGUGGCCACCAACUACCCAGCUUCGACGGCUACACCCGCGGGCAGCAGUUCGGUGGCGCGCCGGGCGCAGGUGGCACCGUCGUGGCCGGGGAGGAGAUGGGCUCAGCGGCCGCCGUGGUUUCGGCCGUGAUUGCGGCGGCUGCGGCGCAGAACGGCAACCCACUUCUCCACCACCAUCACCACCACCACCACCACAACCACCAUGCCGGGGCGCACCACGGAGCACCCGGAGCGCCGCACACCGGCGGUGGCAACGUGACAGGGGGCCACCCGCACGCGCGCCUCGACGAUCGCUUCUCCGACGAGCAACUGGUCACCAUGUCGGUGCGAGAGCUGAACCGGCAGCUGCGGGGCGUCAGCAAAGAGGAGGUGAUGCGGCUGAAGCAGAAGCGGCGGACGCUGAAGAACCGCGGCUAUGCGCAGUCGUGCCGCUUCAAGCGCGUCCAGCAGCGCCACGUGCUCGAGGGCGAGAAGACGCAGCUCGUACAGCAGGUCGAGCACCUCAAGCAGGAGAUCUCCCGGCUGAUGCGAGAGAGGGACGUCUACAAAGAGAAAUACGAGAAGCUCGUCGGCAACGGCUUCCGAGAAAACGGCUCCAGCAGUGACAACAACCCUUCCUCUCCGGAGUUUUUCAUGACUUCAAGAAAAUUUCUGCACCUGUGAUAUUCCAUGUAAUUUCUGCUUUUUGCCCCUGCUGUCUGAGAUCUUGCCAGAACUUGAUCAAGGCACUCAGGUGGCAUAGCGGUAAAACACACCUGCCUACCAGUGCUGUGAUCUUGAGCUAUCAAGUUCAAUCUCAGCUCUGUUAUCACCCGGCUGGGCACCUACACAGUCGCCCGCACGUGAUCUUGUGCUCUGUGAGACCAGUCGCUGGCAGGUGAAAAGAAGCAAUUGCCAACUAAGCACAUGCUGGAGGGGGUAUGUGACUGCCUCGGCUCUCCUCGAUAGGGGUGAUACAGUUUGUAUUAAAUGAGUCCCUCUAGUUAAAACCCUGUUGUCUCUAAAUGUUGACUGAGGAACACGUCUUAUAGAGAAAUAUUUCAUUAAAUUAAGGUCUGUGAUCAAGGUCAAUAGGUCCACUUACAGUGUAAUGCAUUCCAAAAAUAUAAAAUGAAGUUCAAAUGUUUAUUUUGAAUAAUAUAGCUAUUGAUUAAAGAACUGCUUAGUCCUGAAAA
This is a messenger RNA of Trichomycterus rosablanca, 1800 nucleotides long. RefSeq names its product MAF bZIP transcription factor b (gene mafb). Bases 269 to 1288 code for a protein of 339 amino acids. NCBI's taxonomy places the organism in Eukaryota, Metazoa, Chordata, Actinopteri, Siluriformes, Trichomycteridae. Gene Ontology annotation, biological process: regulation of transcription by RNA polymerase II. Gene Ontology annotation, cellular component: nucleus. Gene Ontology annotation, molecular function: RNA polymerase II cis-regulatory region sequence-specific DNA binding; DNA-binding transcription factor activity, RNA polymerase II-specific. The record is from RefSeq and is a predicted model, not a curated record. The transcript has 3 exons.